GGGAAGGCGAUGGUCCUGGCACGGAGUCCUGCUUUCCGAGGGAGACACUUUUAACACCCGCGCUAAAGGGAGCCAAAGGGAAACCACACUCGGCUCUGAAAUGAACCAGAGCCUUCGGGCUUCACUCGCUGUGGAUUAAAAAACGGGAACUUUUACGAUGGCUGUGUACGUGAGAAAGUAGCACAAGAAACCGCCGCCGCCGCCGCCUUACACCGUGAAGACCGCUGUUCGAUCCCCGACCCACCUGCGAGAGAGAGAGAGAGAGAGAGAGAGAGAGCAUUAUGGCAGGGAAGCUGGCAGCAGCACAAGGCACAGGAAUACUGCUGGUGACAGCCAACGUCGGAUCUCUGUUCGAGGAUCCUGAAAAUCUACAGAAAACAUGGCUGAGGGAGUUUUACCAGACAGUACAGUCGCACAAGCCGCACUUCUUGGCGUUGCACUGUCAGGAGGUGGGCGGGAAAAACUACGAGGCAUCCAUGUCACACGUGGACAGUUUCGUCAAAGAGCUGUUAUCCAGUGAGGCCAUGAGGGAGUACAGUAGAGCCCGCGUCUACCUCGAUGAGAACUACAAAUCCCAGGAGCAUUUCACGGCUCUCGGAAGUUUCUACUUCAUCCACGAGUCUUUGAAAAACAUCCACCAGUUUGAUUUCAAAGCCAAGAAAUUCAAGAAGGUCGUGGGGAAGGAGACCUACUCAGAGACACUAGAAAGCACGCCCUCUCUGGAGAAGGAGAAGUUUCCACAGGACUACUUUCCCGAGUGCAAGUGGUCCAGAAAGGGAUUCAUCAGAACUCGAUGGGCCCUGGCUGACUGUUCCUUUGAUCUGGUCAACAUCCACCUUUUCCACGAUGCCUCCAACCUGGUGGCCUGGGAGAAAAGCCCCUCCGUCUACUCUGGGACCAGGCAGAAGGCGCUGGGCUACGCUUUAGACAGGAUCACGGACCAGCGGCACGAGAAGCUGCCAUAUUACGUCUUUGGGGACUUUAACUUCCGGCUGGACUCGAAGCAGGUCAUUGAGAGUCUCUGCUCCACUGCCACCUUGCAGACAGUCAGAGCCGCCGACACCAAUGAAGUCGACAAGCUAAUAUUCCGAGAAAGUGACAACGACCGAAAGGUUGUUCUUCAACUUGAAAAGAAGCUUUUUAAUUAUGUCAACCAGGACGUUUUCCGAGAAAACAAUGGGACCUCGCUUUUAGAGUACGACAAAGAGCUGUCGGUGUUCAAGGAUCGGCUGCAUGAACUGGAGAUCUCCUUCCCACCCAGUUAUCCGUACAGUGAAGACAGCAGUCAGGGGAAGCAGUACAUGAACACCAGAUGCCCGGCCUGGUGCGACCGAAUCCUCUUGUCUCCCUCCGCCAGAGACCUGGUCUUAAAGCCUGAAAACGAGGAGAAGUCUAUAGUGUAUGAUAACAUCGGGCCCAACGUCUGCAUGGGGGACCACAAGCCUGUCUUCCUGUCCUUCCGAAUAACAGCGGGGGCAGGUAAACCUAAUGCAAAUAAGCACAAGUGUUGUGUGGUGCAGUGAUGUCGUGGGAAGUGUUGCCAAAGGGGGGAGAAGAUAUUCCGUGAAGCGCCUCUGUGAGAGACAGGACACCAACACACACACAUGCAUGCACACACACAUACACACACACACGCACACACUUUGCACAAGCGUACACUGAAGAACCAAGACAAAGUUUUUCGGCAGUGCUGACCAGUUGCAGUUGUCCUGACACCUCAUCCGUAAGAAAACCUCCGGCCGUUUUCUCUCUCCAUAAAACACUUGUUGAGAUGUGGACGAGCACCCGAGGGCCCCGGCUCCAGACAAGACACACAUCGCUGACCUCACUGUUGCCAUGCAACCCCAUUCCCCAGAAAAGAAGAAGAAAGAAAGAAAGAAAGAAAGAG
Molecule: messenger RNA, 1888 nt
Organism: Anoplopoma fimbria (sablefish)
Lineage: Eukaryota; Metazoa; Chordata; Actinopteri; Perciformes; Anoplopomatidae
Gene: inpp5a
Product: inositol polyphosphate-5-phosphatase A
Exons: 16
Coding region: 282-1523 (413 amino acids)
Biological process (GO): phosphatidylinositol dephosphorylation
Molecular function (GO): inositol-polyphosphate 5-phosphatase activity
Source: RefSeq, a predicted model, not a curated record